Asterias rubens (European starfish) is the source of this 875-nucleotide messenger RNA. Its product is annotated as caspase-7-like. Gene Ontology annotation, biological process: proteolysis; apoptotic process. The record is from RefSeq and is a predicted model, not a curated record. NCBI's taxonomy places the organism in Eukaryota, Metazoa, Echinodermata, Asteroidea, Forcipulatida, Asteriidae. The transcript is spliced from 4 exons. Gene Ontology annotation, cellular component: cytoplasm. Bases 33 to 797 code for a protein of 254 amino acids.
CUGACGUCAUCAGAUCCAAAUUUGAAUACAACAUGACACACGUGUCACGAGGCAAAGCCAUCAUAGUCAACAAUGUGAACUUUUCGCGGGAAUCUGGAAUGACGAAAAGGGCGGGAAGCGAGAAAGAUGCAGACGAACUCACGGAUGUUUUACGGAUGCUUGGAUUUAGUACUGAGCGAUACAAUGACGUCACGUGUCUUCAGCUGAUUCGGAUAUUUCAAAGUGUAUCCACUGAAGACCACAGCGACUACGACUGUUUUAUGUUUGCGAUUAUGACACACGGUACAGACGGUGCGGUGUACUGCACUGACGGUGUAAUAUCCCCAGAUGAGAUCAUGCAAGAGUUAAAAGGAGAUCGAUGUCCAACGUUGACUGGAAAACCCAAAAUCUUUUUCAUCCAGGCCUGUCGUGGCCAACUGUUUGAUGGUGGAGUGACAGUUGCAGUGGAGGAGACAGACGAUACAGACAGCGGCAUACCACGGCGUCCAUCUCUAGUGAUUCCCGCUGAGGCAGACUUUCUCGUGGCCUACUCUUCACCCCCAGGUUAUUAUUCCUGGAGGAACAUAUCAUCUGGUGCCUGGUUCAUCCAAGCUCUAAUCAGGAUCCUCAAAGAUGCUGGAACAUCGCUAGAAAUUAACCAACUCCUCACAAGGGUUAGUUACACAGUAGCUUACGAAUAUAUUUCAAGUUCGUCUGUACCAGACUUCAACCAGAAGAAACAAAUGCCAUUCUACACGUCCACUCUGACCAAAGAGCUGUUCUUCAGGCCGAAAAAUAAUCACGCCAUUCAAAGUUGAAACGUAGGUCUACAGGGGUCGAUAUCACAAACCUCUCCGCAACUUCGGAUUAGUCCUAGGCAAUGCUAAGAGAUAGGA